AAUGAAGAUCUAGAUUAUGAAGAGAAAGUCAGCAUUGUGUUGGACAUUUUGUUUGGAGGGUUUGAAACAAGCGCUACUCUUCUUUCCUUAGUCGUUUAUUUUCUUGCAAAAUCCCCAAAUCUACUUAACGAACUCAAGGAAGAACAUGAAUCCAUUAGAGCCAAGAAAGGAGAAGGAGAACUUUUGAAUUGGAAAGAUUAUCAGAAGAUGGAAUUCACUCAAUGUCUGAUGUUUGAGGCGCUACGAUGUGAAUACGUGAUUCCAAAGGGAUGCAAGGUUCCUAUCUUCACAGCAGUACAUCUUGAUCCAUCUCUUCAUGAAAAUCCUUUUGAAUUUAAUCCCAUGAGAUGGACCGAUAAGGCGAAGAUGAACAAGAAAACGAUGGCGUUUGGAGGAGGAGUAAGAAUAUGUCCUGGUGGUGAAAUUGGCAAACUCCAAACUGCUUUCUUCCUUCAUCAUCUUGUCCUCUCUUAUAGGUGGAAAAUAAAGGCUGAUGAAAUGCCAAUAUCGCAUCCUUACGUGGAGUUUAAGAGAGGCAUGCUUUUGGAGGACGAGCCAAUUAAAAUAAGUUAA
Messenger RNA from Camelina sativa (false flax), 573 nucleotides. The record is from RefSeq and is a predicted model, not a curated record. NCBI's taxonomy places the organism in Eukaryota, Viridiplantae, Streptophyta, Magnoliopsida, Brassicales, Brassicaceae.